Acipenser ruthenus (sterlet) is the source of this 4730-nucleotide messenger RNA. RefSeq names its product SH2B adapter protein 2-like. Bases 775 to 3141 code for a protein of 788 amino acids. The record is from RefSeq and is a predicted model, not a curated record. Gene Ontology annotation, cellular component: plasma membrane. Gene Ontology annotation, molecular function: transmembrane receptor protein tyrosine kinase adaptor activity. Gene Ontology annotation, biological process: intracellular signal transduction. The transcript has 9 exons. NCBI's taxonomy places the organism in Eukaryota, Metazoa, Chordata, Actinopteri, Acipenseriformes, Acipenseridae.
GGAUUGAAAAACAAAAACAAUUCUUGUGGCGUCUGUAAAUGUCCCCCAAUUAUUAUUGACAAUGGGACUGCGGUCACUUGUUGAUAUUUUGACAAAAGAGCUCAAAGCUGCUGUAUAACAGUGCAAAGUAUUUACAAAGCAGAAUAAUAGGGAUAUAACAGUAGAAAUGACAACAGCAGCAGCAACAACAGCAAACCACCUACCCUGGUUUUUAUUUAUUUUUAUUUUUAUUUAUUUAUUUUUCCCAGUUUAAUAAAGUUUUCCAAUUCAAUCCCGAAUUACCCAACCCCUUCUCGCGAGAGAGCGACGGAUCCAUCAUCACAGCGACAUUAAUAGAUAAUUCAGAGAAAUCUCGGAACCUUUUCGCCGAAUAAACAGUGGGCAAAAAAAAAAAAAAAAAAAAAAAAAAACCCGAAACAGUAAGCGGGGCCGAGCCGAGUGGAACCGAGUCGGGCCGAGCCGAGCCGAACUCAGCGCCGCUCGCGCAGAAGUACAUUUCACUGGCCGUGAUCAUAAUACGACUAAUAAUAAUAAUAAUAAUACUAAUAAUAUUGAGUAAGGGCCUUUCCAAAAUCACUAACAGAUAUUGAGUGUAUCGCAUCGUCGCUUUAAACUAUUAAAUUGCGGAGGAUGGGUCAGCGAGCGCUCGUUAAAAAGACACUCAGACACCACGGUGGUUCACAGGCAGCUCAUCCCUAAAGAAUCGAGAGAGAAGAACUCACCGUGAGGACAGACCCUCUCCCCUCUCCCCCUCCCCUCUCCUUGUGAAAGACCAUGAAUGGAACAGCCUUCUCCAGUCCAGACGAUGACCUGGAUCCCAGUGGCUGCCGCCCUGGCCCCUCCCCCCCUCCGUCCCCGUCGCUGCCCUGUCCCAGCUGGAAGGAGUUCUGUGAGAUUCACGCUCACGCAGCUGCCAUGGAGUUCGCUCGCCGCUUCAGGCUCUAUCUCGAGGACCACCCGCAGUACCUCUCCCUGCCUGGUGGGGCAGGCUCUGCCUUCUCCAGGCGCUUCGCGGACAGGUUCAUGCAUCACUUCCAGGGCGAGUUCGGGGGAGGGGAUGCCGUUUCCGUGGAGACCUGCUGCUCCAUCGAGGAAGACUCCUCCUCCCUCACCUCCCCCCAGCAGCCCCCUGAAGGAGGAGGACCCCUGCUAUCCCAGGGUGCACCUGAACUAGACGUCAUCCCUCUGGACCCUCCCCACCCGCCAGCCCAGCCGAUCUCCAUCAGCAGCCAGUCACGGAGCUCGGAGGACGUUUCAUUCUCCUCCCUCGCCUCCUAUAACAACGCCGCCGCUGUGUCUCUGGCUCCCCCUAGUGGCCCCAGCUCUGUCACUACGCCCUACCGGCCCGGGGCUGCCUCUCUAGCCCCCUCUGGUGGCCAGCAGGCUUCGCGCGGCAUCAGUCCGAACGUGAACGUGGCCAACAGCUCCAAUCCCGGGAAAGCCAAGCUGCGGAAACGCUUCUCCCUUCGGAGCGUGAGCCGCAGCGUGAGGGGGAUCCUGCAGUGGAGGAGCGCUGGCAGCGAGGCCAGCUCUCCUGCAGGAGAGGAGGAGGAGAGGGAGAGGGAGAGGGAGGGGCUGGGAACAGGAGGGCUGAGUGGCAGCUACAGCUACAGCGGGGGGAGCGUGGAGGAGGGGCUCCCCCUCCCCCUGUCCGCCCCCUCCUCCCUCCCGCCCUCCUCCUCCAGCUCCUCCUCCUCCUUCUCCUCAGAGCAGCUGGAACGGCGGCAGAGCUCCGGGAAUAACAGCUGGGACCGGGACAGGGAGAAGUGGACGCACAGGUUUGAGAGACUGCGGCUCUCUCGCACGCACGCCCCCUCCCUUUCACCCUCCCCUUCCCUCGGCGUGCACAGGGAGGGGCUGAUCAGCUACAUGGUGGCCGAGGGGCUGCUGCAGACUGGGAGCUCUGGAGGGCGGACUGGGGGCUCUGGUGGGCAGACUGGGUCCAAGGCUCGCUGGCAGAAGUGCCGGCUGAUUCUCAGGAGCGAUGGCAGGGCAGGGGCUACGUCUCCCAUCCCCACCCUCGGACCCCAGGGGUGUCUGCUGGAGUUCUUCGUCCCUCCAAAGGCCUCAAAGCCGCGCGUCACCAUUUUCUGUUCCUCAAUCGUGGAUGCGAGAACAACGACCCCCCUGGAGAUGCCAGACAAGGAGAACACCUUCGUACUGAAGAUGCAGAGCUCAGUGGAGUAUAUCUUGGAGACGGCUGAUUCCCUGCAGAUGAAGUCCUGGCUGGCUGAUAUUCAGCAGUGCAUCAUUCGCAGUGAGCAUGAUGACAGACUGGACGCUCUGUGCCUCUCUGAGAGUCUGCCCAGCCGAGAGCUCCCCAUCACCCCCGGGGAGACCAGCGACCCCCGAACACAGGUGGGAUAUGGGGGUCUCGGUGGCCCCAACUCUGAGAUGCACCCCCCCGAGCUGCCCCCCCGGGCCCCCCUCGACGAAUCAGAGAGCCGACUGCAAGGAGGGGGCGGGGCCAACGCGGUGACACCCUUCCGCGAGAGCCCAGACGGGACAGGCCCGUUCCUCUUCUCGGACCCCCCAGAGGUGCUGGAUCACCUCCUGUCGGACUGCCCCUGGUUCCACGGGACGCUGUCGCGGUUGAAGGCUGCCCAGCUGUGCCUGGCAGGGGGCACGGGCAGCCAUGGCGUGUUCCUGGUGAGGCAGAGUGAGACUCGAAGAGGAGAGUACGUGCUGACCUUCAACUUCCAGGGCAAGGCAAAGCACCUGCGUCUCUCUCUCAAUGAGGAUGGACAGUGCCGGGUGCAGCACCUCUGGUUCCAGUCGAUCUUCGACAUGCUGGAACAUUUCAGAGUCCAUCCGAUCCCGCUGGAGUCGGGCGGGGCCAGUGACGUCACGCUCAUCAGCUUCGUGGUCUCGGCCAAUCGGCAGCACGACUUGACCAGCCGAUGUCAUAGCCCCGCCUCCCUACCUCCACCCCCUCCCCCAAUCCCCCCUCUCCCGCCCCCACGACCCCCCCUGCCCAGUCCAUCCCAGGAGAGAGAGAGGGAGCGCGAGAGAGAGAGGGAGAGAGAAGGGGAGGAGAGGGAGAGAGAGAGGGGGAGCGAGGGAGAGGGGGAGGAGUGUGAGGAGAGGGAGGGGGAGGGGGGAGUGACACUCAGACAGCUGGCCCCCCCCCCCCCCCUCUGAAUCGGAGGAGAGAGAGAGUGUGAGAACGAGAGCGGUCGAUAAUCAAUACUCUUUCUUCUGAGAGGAAGAGGGGGAUGAGAGAGGGAGGGAUGUUUGUAUCAACUGAGAGUGCUUCAUUUUUUUAUUUUUACAUUUAACAACUAAAAACUCGAUAGCGCUGAAUAAAUCCUACGACAAACGUUUCCGCUAGAAGUCUCUCUCAGUGUCUUCCAUUGAAUCUCGUGGAAACAUUUGUCAUUUGAAUUGAAUAAGUUUCUUUUGGUAUUUCAAUUUUAAAAAUAUUCCGAGAGAGAGAGAGAGAGAGAGAGAGAGAGAGAGAGAGAGAGAGAGAGAGAUGCUAGCUUUUACCCUUUGCUCUGACGAGACUGAAGCUGCAUGGAUGGAGAGAAGGAGGAAAGGACCGAAGACCCACAGGAGGAGAGAAAGGCCAUUGUGUGCGUUUCGUUUUAAAUUUGUAUUAUUUUUUUUUCAUUUCAUGAAACUUUAUUAUUUAAAGAAAAUAUACAACUGAUGAUGCUAAUAAUUGUAAAGCUAUUUCCUCUCCCUUUCGCUCCCCCUCUCUACUAAGAUGGCUUUCUGUACUGUUCAGUGUGUAGCAUGUGCAGAGACACGCACGCAGACGCUGACAGACACAUUAAGAUGCUGCUAGAACACCCUAUCUUGUUUUAUUUUCAUGUUUAUUAUAUAUUUUUUUUAUUUAAUUUGUUUAAAUUUUAAUGUGUUUUUAUUUUCGAUACGGUACAAUAUGAUUACUGAAAUUAGUAUCUGCUCGCUCCUACAAAAAUCAGCCAAAUAUUACCCCUGUGCCUGCCAAAUAAUGCGCCCCAUUAAAAUACCUGUACCUCAGUUUGCAUGCUAAUUCUCGUCAUACCAGAUAGUGUCCCUUAGUCACUCUGUACAAAACGGUACUUAAUAUUGCAAAAUAUCGCCCGCCUGCUUAAUAAUGCGACCACCCAAGACUUCUUUAAAAUCCAUUCUCUAACCUCUUAUUAGCUUUAUUAACAUGAUCACCGGCCCCUCCCUUUAAAGGAGCGCUGACCAUCUUUAAAUCCAUUCUCUCACCUCUUAUUAGCUUUAUUAACAUGAUCACUGGCCCAUCUCUUUAAAGGAGCGCUGACCAUCUUUAAAAUCCAUUCUCUCACCUCUUAUUAGCUUUAUUAACAUGAUCACUGGCCCCUCCCUUUUUAAAAAUCAGUUAUUUUCAAACUAAUAAGCAGAUGAAAAAUAUGACACUACUGGCAUCAUCAUAAUAAUAAUAAUAAUAAUGUCAGAUUUUAUUUUGGUUUUUAAAAUGUUACAUUUUGUUUUUCUUUUAUAUAUAAAUGUAUUUGUAUUUUUUGUUUCGUAAUACAGAUGGGUUUUAAAAAAAAAAUAAAAAAUCAGAAAGUGAGAAAUCAGUACUGAAUGUGUUUCUGUUCCUCCAAAAUCUUACGACUUUUAUUUUAAUAAACAUAAAUGUGCCUGUUUUCCAUUCACACACACACGUUACAUUAAUAAUUAUAUAUAUAUAUAUAAGUGGUUUACCAGUCGACCGUACUUUCAGUGCCUACAAAGAAAAGGCCUCCCAGAACCCAAACUGGGGAGACUGG